CCGUUGGACAAUGACGUACGAAGUCGGACUCGCUGUUGGCAUCGCCGUGGCGUCGGCGCUCUUCUACGUCGGCUUCCGCGCGCCGUCGCUCCGCAUGGUGAUCCUCAACACGCUCGCGUUCCUAAAGGGCGUGCCGGUCGUUUGGGUGGACUCGCCAGCGCUGGCCGCCAAGGUCUUCAAGGCGUCGACCAACAAGGGCGUCUUCAUCGAGCACGAGUUCUCCGAGCCUGCAUGGCUGCCUGCGAUCUCGAUGGAGUCGAUCGACGACCCGCGCUGGAGUCGCAUGAAGGCCAACCUCGUCGUCCUCAUGAAGCAACUGCCGUCGUCCGCGGACCUGCAGCGCAUCACGACCGCCGUGACCACCGAAUACGUCGCGUCCCAUGACGUUCUCUGCGCACGCGGCGUCGUGCACAUAACGAUUGCGUCGCUCUUUGAGUGGAUUUUCGCCCGGCCGCUGCCCAAAGACGACGCCGACUGGAUCGUCGACGCGACCAACGCGUGGCGGAUGGAAAUUGCGCUCAAGGGCAAGGGCGACGUGGCGCUCAAGCAGCGCUUUGUCGACUGGACCAUCGCUCACAUUGAGUCGACGCCAACGAUCUACGACCUCUUUGGCCAGCAAUGGCGCGACGCCGAGUAUUUUUCGCUGAUUUUGCAGCCAUUUUUCCUCUCGCCGUCGAUCAAUAUCUCGGACAUUGCCGUCACCGUCGGGUCGCUCGUGCGCCGCGGCGAAGGAGAGACGGCGCCGACCGACCUCAUCCACAAGGCCAUCGACAUGGCCCACCCGUUCAUCAUCAUCGAACGCUACCUCGAGCACGGCUUGGUCGUGGACGGCGCGAUGGUCAUUGCCCCCGGCACCCACGUCUUUGUGCCCAUCGACAACAUGACGAGCGACAGCGCAAUGCGUUUCGGCGCUGGCAUUCGCAAGUGCCCGGGGCAGUUCCAGGGCAUGGCCCUCAUGCUUGGCAUCUUCCAGAACGAUGUGAUCACAAGCCCGAAAUUCCAGCCGGCGCUACACCACAAUGACAUGAUGACGUAA
Saprolegnia parasitica CBS 223.65 is the source of this 1036-nucleotide messenger RNA. RefSeq lists its product as hypothetical. The coding region runs from base 11 to 1036 and encodes 341 amino acids. The transcript is spliced from 2 exons. Lineage: Eukaryota; Oomycota; Saprolegniomycetes; Saprolegniales; Saprolegniaceae. Gene Ontology annotation, molecular function: iron ion binding; oxidoreductase activity, acting on paired donors, with incorporation or reduction of molecular oxygen; heme binding. The record is from RefSeq and is a predicted model, not a curated record.